Messenger RNA from Thunnus maccoyii (southern bluefin tuna), 3617 nucleotides. It is a transcript of the gene xkr7a, whose product is annotated as XK related 5-like. Bases 207 to 1898 code for a protein of 563 amino acids. NCBI's taxonomy places the organism in Eukaryota, Metazoa, Chordata, Actinopteri, Scombriformes, Scombridae. Gene Ontology annotation, cellular component: plasma membrane. The transcript is spliced from 3 exons. The record is from RefSeq and is a predicted model, not a curated record. Gene Ontology annotation, biological process: phosphatidylserine exposure on apoptotic cell surface; engulfment of apoptotic cell; apoptotic process involved in development.
CUGUUUCUGUAUAUAUGAUCACCGCUGAUCGAUGAGCGGCGGUGACUCCCAUCUCCCUCACCUACCCUGGCCCUCCUCCCCGCCUCCUUUCCCCUCCCUCUCUCUCCCACACGCAUGCAUACAGACCGACAGGCUACGCGACCCCCCCUCCCUCCCCCCUUCCAUCAUUUUCCCAUCUCUUACUCACUCUCUUCCCUACAACAAACAUGGCCGCGAAAUCUGAUGGUGCACCCGUCUCUCUACGAAACGAAAUCCCACCCGAGUGUCCUGCCAGGUCGGACCCGCGGCCUCCCCAGCGCCGUCCCGCCGAGCAGCGCUACUCCCUCCCGGACUGCUGCUGGACGCUGUGCGCCCUUUUGGUCUUCUUCUCGGACGGGGCCUCAGACCUGUGGCUGGCCGCGGACUACUAUCUAAGGAGGGAAUACUGGUGCUUUGCACUGACUCUGGUCUUUGUGAUAGUCCCGUCCGUGGUCGUGCAAGUGCUCAGUUUCCGAUGGUUCGCCUACGAUUUCUCGGACACCGCGGAGAGCGGCACGGCUGCGGCCGCCGUGGUGGCGGCGUCGGGAGCGGAGGAGAACGACUUCAGCACCAAGGACAGCGGCGAGCGGGGCGCUGGCCGCACUGCCGCGGCCGGGGUGCUGCCCAGGCCGGGCACCGGGGGAGGAGCCCGGGGCUGCUGCAGAGUAUUCAUGUGGCUCUUUCAGGCCAUCAUUCACAUCUUUCAGCUCGCACAGGUCUGGAGGUAUGUCCACGCCCUGUACUUGGGUGUGCAGAGCCGCUGGCACGGGGACCCCGAGCGGCGCCACUACUACUGGCGCAUGAUGUUCGAGAGUGCUGAUAUCAGCAUGCUGCGUCUGCUGGAGUCUUUCCUGAAGAGCGCCCCUCAGCUGGUGCUGCAGCUCUCCAUCAUGAUCCAGGCCAGUCAGGUGCUGCCCCUUCAGGGGCUUUCAGCCUCUGCCUCACUGAUAUCCCUCGCCUGGAUGAUCGCCUCCUAUCAGAAGGUGCUGAGGGACUCCCGAGACGAUAAGCUGCCCAUGACCUACAAAGCCGUCAUAGUUCAGAUUCUGUGGCACCUGUUCACCAUCGGGGCCCGCACGCUGGCCUUCGCCCUGUUUGCUUCAGUGUUCCAGCUUUACUUCGGCAUCUUCAUCGUGGCGCACUGGUGCAUCAUGACAUUUUGGAUAAUUCAAGGCGAAACGGACUUCUGCAUGUCCAAAUGGGAGGAGAUCAUCUAUAACAUGAUGGUGGGCAUUGUGUAUGUUUUCUGCUGGUUCAGUGUGAGAGAGGGGCGCACUCGCUGCAGGAUGCUCAUCUAUAGCCUGACUGUGUUCAUUGAGAAUGUGGCGCUCACCACUGCCUGGUACCUGUACCGCGGCCCCCGUACCUCAGACUUCUACGCCGUCAUCAUGGUGUGCGUGGUGGCCAGCAGCUACGCUCUGGGCACCUUCUUCAUGUUUGUGUAUUACUGUCUGCUGCACCCUGACGGCCCGGUCUCAGGGUGGGGCUAUAUGGUGGAGAAGGAGGUGGCUGUGGAGUCGCUGGCCUCCCCAGCUUCUAGCCUCCCCCCUGACCUGGUGAGCAGCCCCCCCAGGACCCUCCAGAGAACUAAAGGGUCAGACAGAGAGCAGGGGCCUGGGGUAGACGGAGAUGUGUUUCAGGUACGACCUCCUCGGGGAGCUCAGGCCCCAGUGCGCCCCCUCACACCCAGGACAGAGGGGCCCGUCAUCCGAAUAGACCUGCCCAGGAAGAAGUACCCCGCCUGGGACGCUCACUUCAUUGACCGCCGGCUGCGUAAAACCAUACUGGUGCUCGAAAGUGCUGCUCCGGUCACGCCCCGGAUACAGUACCGCUGUCUGGGCACACCCAAAGAAGUGAUGGAGUACGAGACCACCGUGUGAUGUACUGAAGGUGCUGUGACUCAGCUCGCUGCCGCGUGGACGUCCUGUCUUAAAACGGCAGGUGGAUGACUCUCACCGAGCAGUCUGUUUCAGCUCCGCGCCUACUUGCUUGCUCUCUGUACUGUCAAGCAGUGGAGACAAACAGGCAAAGAAAAGGAAGGAGUGUAUAAAGGCAAAGUGCUGUGGUGUUGUCUAAUGAUGGUGCAUAUUUAGGUUUCUGUAUCAUUUCUCAGGUCAGGGUGUGGUACAGGAAGAGGUCGAGGUUAAAGAGUCAGCAGCAAAGCUCGCUGUCACAUGAACUUAGAGAAGCACAGGCAGGAAGGGAGGUGGAGCUGUACGUUAUCAAUCAGAGGCAGAAAGUCCUCCUCAGUGAAGGUGCUUCAGCACAUCUCACAACAACAGAGACGACCCUUCAACAUGCAUGAUUAUUUAUGGCAGCUAGAUGUACAGGAGUGAGUAGGUGAGGCAUUUAAAGACGGUAAACUCGCACUGUAGUUUUAAACACAAUCUACAAUUAAAAAGAAGCCAACAACACAGAUACUGAUCUUCACAGUUUCUCCUAGGUAUUCACUCAUGUUGAAGGAGUCUCUAAAAAUGCUGCUUCGAAGCUGAAGUUCAAAAGCAACAUUUGAGUUGAAUGUAAAAACAGUUGAAAAUGUGAUAAUUUGUGACAAGGCUUUGAGCAUUUUCAUGCUGUUAGUGGGAUAAACGACAUUCCUGUGGUACUAUAUUUGUUUUUUUGUUUUUUUUGAGGUAAGCUAGAAAAUAAAAGAGAUAUGUGUGUGUUUACAAGCAAUCUGUUGUUUUUGGGCCAUGCCAUCACUAUUAUUACAAUAAGAUACACCUUCUUCAAGAAUGUGUAUGUACUGAACUAUAGCUACAUUAUGAUUUCCAACACAUUUGCAGGAUGUAUUCUACUGACAUGACUUGUAUUUUCAUACUGCAUCCGUUACACAGUGAAGGCGACAGGUUAGACAUUAUUUUUCAUGUAAAUUAAACUCUACAAGGAAGAUGAAGUUAUAGAGGGACAGCACUGUCUGUAAUUGUACUGUAUCCAUACGUUGUUGUGUGAAAAAUGUAAAAAAAAAAAAAAAAAAAAACAAAGAAGAAGAAAAAAAGAUAUUAGCUGCAGACUCCAGACUCCUAACAGAAUAGCUUUGAUAUUAUCGAUGGUACGGGCAUGUGGUACUUUCUUUAAUCAGGGUUGUUUUUUCUAUAGAUUAGUCACAAAAGGGAAGUUUCUGAACCAUGUGUGUAAGCGUGUUUGCGUGUCUGUGUGCGUGUUUGAGCUCACAUACCAGCAUGUGUAUGGGUGUAUGUGUGUGGAAAGACUCCUGCCAUGUGCAUUUACGUUUAAUUUGAAAUUGUGUCACUGAGAUAUGACAGUUUUGUUCUAAACACUGUCCGGUCGUCAGCUCGUUUUUCCAGAUGACACAAAAAUAAAUAAAUUGCCCACAGAUCACCUCUACCGGCCCUGCUGCAGUAACAAAAGCCAGAGAGGCUUUGAUUAUGGUGCUAACUGUUUGAGUCCAUCAUGUAACAACCACACGGUGUACCAUAAAAGGAGCUUAUUGUGGCAGGAGUUGGGCGGGGCUGUACCUCAAACACAAAGCUAGAAUCAAAAAGCCUUAAACUGGUCAUGCCAGACUGUUGCCGUUCAGAGCAAGAUAAAAAAAAAAAAAGAUUAACAAGAAGGUGAAGACAAUUUCAUUAUGUUGU